CUGCCGCUCGCCGGAACUGGGCGGCGACCCCGGAAGUUCCCGCGCGGCGGAGCUGGUAGGGGCGGUCGGCUCGGCCCCGGAGUCCCGAGCGUCCGUUCGUGCGAGCGCCGCCGCUGCCGCUGCCGGACCGGCCAUGGACGAUACCCUGUUCCAGUUGAAGUUCACGGCAAAGCAGCUGGAGAAGCUGGCCAAGAAGGCAGAGAAGGACUCCAAGGCGGAGCAGGCCAAAGUGAAGAAGGCCCUUCAGCAGAAGAACGUGGAGUGUGCGCGUGUAUAUGCCGAGAAUGCCAUCCGCAAGAAGAACGAAGGUGUGAACUGGCUCCGCAUGGCAUCCCGCGUGGACGCAGUGGCCUCCAAGGUGCAGACGGCCGUGACCAUGAAGGGGGUGACCAAGAACAUGGCGCAGGUGACCAAAGCCCUGGACAGGGCGCUGAGCACCAUGGACUUGCAGAAGGUCUCUGCGGUGAUGGACAGGUUUGAGCAGCAGGUGCAGAACCUGGAUGUGCACACAUCGGUAAUGGAGGACUCCAUGAGCUCGGCCACCACGCUGACCACGCCGCAGGAGCAGGUGGACAGCCUCAUUGUGCAGAUCGCUGAGGAGAAUGGCCUGGAGGUCUUGGACCAGCUCAGCCAGCUGCCCGAGGGCGCCUCUGCCGUGGGCGAGAGCUCCGUGCGCAGCCAGGAGGACCAGCUGUCUCGGAGGUUGGCCGCCUUGAGAAACUAGCCGAGCCUUCCUGUAGGGCCCUGCUUCCCUGGCCGUGACGUGCAGGAAGGGCCAGGGAGGAGGGCUCCAUCUCUCUCCCCAUGCCUCUUGCCUUUCUGCACACCCUGCAGCGUGGCCCUUCCCUCCAGGCCUGGGAAUUGUCCCUCUUAUCGUAGACGGUGGCUCUGUGUCUUGGUGGGUGAGUUUGCACAACUUUCUGACUUCUGUGGGUUAUUUCUGUGACUCUGGGCUGACCAGCUCGGGGUUCUGCAGGCCCCCCCCGUCCCCCCACCCUCUGAGACGUUGACGGGGACUGACCAGUGGAUGCCAUGGGGGCCAUGGGGGCCUUCAGACUCCGUGUAACGGCAGAUGUGCUCCUGGUGGUCAGCCAGUGGGCGUCAGGGCUUCUUCCUGCUGCCAGGCCCCUGGAGGCCAGCUGGCUGAGCCCCACCUGGGAUCCCUGGCGUCAGGCACCGUGCUCCAUAUCCAGGCACGCCCACCCAGGGGCCCCCCAUCUUCAUUCCACUGUUGCCUCUGGAGGGCCUGGGGCCCUGAGGGGUGUGCUGUGUGUCCUGUAGGAACUCAGGUCUGCACUGUGGUCCCUCCCAGCGAGGAGCAGGCAGUCCACACUCCGGCCUGGGGUGCUGCAUCUGCGUUGUUCUCUUCUGUGCUGUAAAUAAUGGGUGCCUCCCCCUCACCCCCCGACUGGUCUCUCCUCCUGUCUGUGGGCUCACACCGUCCGACCUAGGAGCUUGCGCGCUCCAAGAGGGGCCCCCGGUGGGGCCAGCGUCAGGGAGAAGCCGCGGCCGGGCGGCUAGCAGCAGCUCCUCCUGAUGAGUUCCUGGGACACGCAGCAGUUUCCACGUUUUUCAUUUCCUGAGGUUUACUUUGUUUUCUUGAAGCUUCCAGGGUUUUUUGUUUUUUUUUGCCAAAAUAGAAGGAGCAGACAGCAGAUGGGGAGCAUUUGGGUCCAAGCCCCGUUCUUGGUGUGAGCUGGUGAGAACUUCGUGGUUGGUACUGAGCGGGGCCCGGCUCCGUGCACGGCUGACCACCCGACCAGCCCUUCCCAGAGGCUCCCGCUGCCCACGCUGUCCUCAUGCCAGUGGCUCUUGGAAAGAAAUGUUGGAGAUCUUUACCGUGACUUGCUACGUGUGAUUCUUCUGGACUUGCUUGUCCCUGGGUAUUCUGUGUGGUCAGUUGGGUUGGAGCAACCUGGAUGCCCGAGACUGGUGUGAGAAUCCAGAGGGCGGGUCAGCGUGCUGUCUGGCUUUUCUUCCACACUGCCGGCUUCGCCUUACUCCCUGGCUGUGGUCUCUCAGGAUGCCCACGUGCUGGGGGUUCAGAGAAGAUCCUGACUGUCUUGGUGCCCGGUGGGUGCAGAGCUCCCCAGCUGUGGCUCAUCACAGAGCAGUGGGCAUGUUUGCCCAUUUUCCUAAAAUGCUGUUGUGAGUAAACACAUUGAUCCCUGAGAA
Messenger RNA from Mirounga angustirostris (Northern elephant seal), 2175 nucleotides. It is a transcript of the gene CHMP1A, whose product is annotated as charged multivesicular body protein 1A. The transcript has 7 exons. The record is from RefSeq and is a predicted model, not a curated record. Gene Ontology annotation, biological process: protein transport; endosome transport via multivesicular body sorting pathway; late endosome to vacuole transport. The coding region runs from base 134 to 724 and encodes 196 amino acids. Gene Ontology annotation, cellular component: multivesicular body; ESCRT III complex. Lineage: Eukaryota; Metazoa; Chordata; Mammalia; Carnivora; Phocidae.